AUGCCAGCUCGAUCUAGUCCACUCAAAUCCGAGAUUGCACCUCCUCUGGCAGCGGACAAUGACUAUGAUCACAGCGGUUUACUCGUGGUGAUCACCUCGCUAGUUUUGUUUUUAACCCUGGCCUCUCUUUCGAUCCGCGCAUUUGCUGCCUCAAAAAGAUCAUCCAUGUUGAAUGAUGAUUAUGUGCUUCUCACAGUCGUGGUAUGCGUCGUGGAAAGGCACCCUUUCUCCCGACCUCUCCAGACGGUUUACGUAGCUGACCUGUUCUAUGUUCUUGUCAUCGGCCUGUCGAAAAUUUGCUCGAUGGUCUUUUAUCGGAACCUCUCCAUCCGUCGCUUUAUGCGGACGAACAAUGUCAUUCUCGCUGCUUGUUCAGUAUGGACUGUGCUCGCGAUAGCCAUUCUGGGCGCCCGUUGCAGUAAGAGCCCGUGGAAAGAUAUUGAUAAUCACUGCGUUGGCCUCCUGCUGCGUUGGAAGGUUAUCUGCGCCCUAGAUGUCGUCCUCGAAGCAUUCAUACUAGCCUAUCCCGUGGGGAUUAUCUAUAAAGUUCAAAUUUCUCCAUUAAAGAAAUUCGUCGUCCUCACUAUUCUCAGCUGUCGCAUUAUCCUCAUUCCUCUCUCCGCCGUCCAUGUACACUUUAUCCAAAAGCAGAUCCAGUCCCCUAAUCCGACUUUGACCGGCACGUAUGCAACAAUAGUUGCUCAAAUCCAUCUCGGUGUUGGCGUUCUCGUGCUUACCGUUUCAUCUCUAAAGAUGUUCGUGGCAGUCUAUGAAGAUGAGCAGGGCCUCGCAUAUACCGAAGAUGUUUCCAAAUCACUAGGCAUUGGCGAUAACGAUAACAGUCGACAGUCGAAGAUGAGGUCGUGGAUAUUGUCUCGGCAAACGAAGGAGCCCAGCACGUCAUCCACUGGCUGCGAUGAUGGGCCCGGCAUACCUUUGGCCUCAGGAGCGCGGGGUAGUGGUAAUACUAUCAUCAAGAGCGUACAUAUCUCAGUAACCCAUGAGGCCCGUGAGGAUGUCGCGUUGGGGGAAAGAGGCCCACAUGGCCAUAGUGGAAGCAUUAUGUAG
Molecule: messenger RNA, 1068 nt
Organism: Aspergillus oryzae RIB40
Lineage: Eukaryota; Fungi; Ascomycota; Eurotiomycetes; Eurotiales; Aspergillaceae
Exons: 4
Coding region: 1-1068 (355 amino acids)
Source: RefSeq, a predicted model, not a curated record